UAUUUUAAAAUAUUGUUUUAUUUAAUAAAUUAUAAUUAAGUCUUAUAUAUUUUUAAAAUAUUGUUUUAUAUAAAAUUUAAUAUUCUAAAUUCAUUCCAAAAUUAAUACCCAAAACACACAUAAAAUCUGUUAGGAUUUAGAUAGAAAUCUUUCUUAAUCUUUUAGUUCCAUAUUAAUCUUAUUUACAUUAAUCCCAAAAUUAAUAAUAUAUUUAGGUUAAUUUGUUAAGUUAUUAAUUAAAUGGUCCAACUAUGACUCUUAUAUAGUAAUUUUUUAGAGUAACUCUGACACGCCCUAAAUAAAGAAAGGAUCACUCAGCCGGAUUUGGAUAUGAACUCAGACGGUUUGAAUGAGAACUAAUGGAUUGAAUGGUGACACAAGAGGGGCGGAGAGUCUCUUGAUACUACCGAAAGUCGAUUGUUGCUUGAUAUGACACACAAGUCCAACAAAAAAGAAAUGGUGGAUCGAAGGGUCGCACAACAGAUGCGGAAGGCUGCUGGUAUUCUCAACUCAAUGUCCUACGAUAUGACGCACCUAGACGACAAAGAGGAUGAUUCCCUGGAUAUGACACACCAGGAUGAAUCGGUUUGAUCCCUUGGAUAUGACGCACCAAGACGGAUCGAUAUGAUCAAUGGAUAUUACACACCAUUGAAAGAAAAGUGUGAAUCACUCUCAAGGUUCCAAAAAUAAUAAUCAAAGCUUAAUUUAUUUUAUUGAUCAAAUGACCUUUAUAUAAUAGGCAAAACAUACAAAAAGUUGGAAUAUAAAAGACUAGUCAAACAUAGAAAUUAAUAACUUAUAAAAACAAGGAAGACUUGACCAAAGACUUUGAUUUGACCAAAAUCAUAAAUGUCUUGACUUGACCAAAAUUGAAGGAUUGUAGUCGUAAAACUUUUCGGCUGGUCUCGUGCUUCCACAUGGUCGACGCCGUCGACUAGACGGUCUCUGAAUUGCCUUCAGAUUGAUAUAUUAUACGACCAUCACUUAUAAUUUCUUGUUGAACAUUUCUUUCUUUGGGCUGAAACAUGUUCAUAAACACAUUUGCAAUAUAUUUCAAGCCCAUUUCGUUUAAUCACAAAUCCAUAAGCCAAAUCUUUUUGAUUUGUUUCUGUUGUUGAUUCGGGACGUAUCAAACUCUAUUUUAAUAGAUGAGAUGUGAUAAAAAGAAACAAAUUUGUGGAGUCAAUAUGUGGUUAAAUGAAACAAAUCUAUGAAAAAAAGAAAAAUAUGUCUAUAAAAAAUAAGUCAAUAUGUGAUUAAAAGAAAGAAAUAUUUGGGACACUAAAUACAUUAUAUUUUAAAAAAAUUUGUCACCUAUAUAUUCUAUAACUUUUCAUAGUCUCUUCAUUCAAAGAUCUAGCAGUAUUCUAUUCAAUAUACUAGUAACAAAAAUUAAUAGAGAAAAAACAAAGAUGGCUAAAGCGACUUCUUCACUUGUUGUCCCCAUCAUCUUCCUUGUGAUGUUUCUUUCAGCUUCGCAGAAUAUGGGGGGGCGAUCAUGUGUGGCGGUUAUUGGAGUCAAUUGCGUGAAUUGCAAAAUCAAGUGCUACAACAAUUAUGGAAAUCUUGCAACUGCCUACUGUGAUCGCUCGGGAGGUAGUCCUGAAUACUAUAGAUGUCAAUGUACCUUUCCUUGUGGGCCUCCAAAGCAUUUGAACCAAAAGAAAGUAUUUUAAAAUGAUAUCUUCUUCAAAAUGUAUAAGCAUGAAUCAUAGGUUAAAAUAUCACAAUUGAUAGUUGCUACGAUUGUCAUUAUAUAAUAAUUUUAUUUCAGAUUGGACCCAAAGCUAAAAUUAGUUGUACUUGGAUGUUAUUGUGGGUGGUUUAUUCAAUCUGAAAUUUAAAGUAAUUUUAUAAAAUAAUCGAUCAUCUAUUAUUUAAACAUAAAAUUUACAAUGCUCUUUCAAAUCCUGUUUUAUUCGACUUGUAAUUUAAAAUAUACAAGAUUCCCAUCCACGCAAAGAUUGAAAAUAUUUUUUAACAAAAUCAAUAUUAUUAAUUCAGGAUCACUGCUAACUAUCGCCCAUGUUACUACUUGGCAUAUUACUUCUUUUGUCAUUGGACUUACACAAAGUUUAUAAAGCAAAUUCAAAAGUUAUAUAACUGUAACCACCUUUAGUUAUCAAUACGUAACCUCUAUCCAAAAUUAUCGGUCCCAUUUCUUUCUAAUACAAUUGGGUUACGUCUGCUCCUUUUCUCAAUAUUCAGCCCAUAUUAUUUAUUUAUGCUAUUCAAUAAUUCCAACCUGUUUUUAGAAUUUCUAAGUUUAACAGGUUUGCAUAAUGUAACUGUUUAUAAGGUUUUUAAAAAUAAUGUUUUAUAAAUCAUUAUAUAUGAAAUCAAAUCAUGAAAAUUUAACGAAAAACAUAUAAUUAUGUUUAUUUAAUUACUAUGUGAUUACUAACAAAAUUGUAACUAUACUUUAUUAUUUAAAAAAAAAAAUUAAUAACCUUUUAGGAAUAAAAUUCAAAAUUAAUGUGUGAAAUGCCUAUAGCACAAGUGUAUAGUUAUGCAACAUCACAAAUUCAUUAUAAUUAUCAAAACACCUUAUUAAUAAUAGAAAAAAAUAUUAUACACAAAUAUGAUUAUAAAGAAAAACACAAAUAUAAUUAAAAAACAUAAAUAUAAAAAUUAAAUUUCUAUAAAAAAAAUUGAAACAAAAAUAUACCCGGAAUCUAGUUAUAGUUUAAAAGGGAAGGGAAACUGAACUUAUACUGUUAUUAUAAUAAAAUUUAGGGGAAAAAGUUAAUACAACUAAACUCCAUACACUUACUUGAAGAUAUAAAAAAAAUUGAUAGCUUACAUAAAAGAUGAUAUGGACCCACUUUUAUUUUAUUUGAUUUCCCUGAGUUCUUGUAGUGGAGUUCUCGCUAAAAUCAAGAGUAGUUGGUAAGAAUGCAUCCAAAAGCUCAUAUAAUUUGUCAUAUAUCUUUGUUUUUUUUAAUAUUUUUUAUGACUAUAAUACCCUUAUCUCUAUUUCUCUCCCUUUUUCCUUUUAUGUGUUCUAAUCUCUUUAUCUCUCGUAUAGAUUCUUCAAAUCAUCUUCUAAUUCAACACAAAUCUUUAUUUUUUUAUUAUGAUUCUUUUGACAUCCAUAAUGCUAAUCUUAUUAUCUCACCCCAGUUCUAAUGUUUUUAAUUUCGACUCACAAUCAACUUUUAGAUAAUAUAUAUGUUAGUAGGUAUUUUAUUACUUACCUGUUAUUAUUUAGAUUUUAAUGGAUUUUUAAUCGAUACUUCUAUUAGCUGUUACAAAUAGUUUUGGAGCUAUUUGAUAGAUAACUAAUUAAUUGUUAAUAGUUUCAUUAACUGAUAUAUGAUUUGUUAGUCGAUACAUUUGUUUGAUACAUAGAUUGUUAGAUGAUACUGAAAUUAUUAGCUGAUAUGUUAGUUGAUAUGUAGAUUGUUACCUGCUAUGUAAAUAUUUAGCUGAUAAAUCUAGAGUUACUUGUUUUCGAUAAAGUAUGAGGGUAUUUUCGUCCGCACAGUGUCAAAAAGUUACUCCUUUUUGGAUUAUCCAUAAUUAUGGGCAUUCAGCUAAUUUGGACCUUAAUUGGGUAUAUUCCACACAUCCACUCUAAAAUCAAUUGUGUAGAGAACUACAUCUUAAUAAACACUCAAUAUUCUCCUGAACAUCUUUUUAUUCGGUCCUUUGUUGGCGCAGCUUUUACCAUUCAGAGAAGAAAAUGUUGCAGUUGAUGGGAUUUCUUUUGCUUGGGGAUAAUUCGAAGAAGCUUCUUCAGUAGGUACCUCGGUCCUGAUCUAUAAAACAAACAUUUUGUCGUGACGGACCAUAUGCAUUUCUGAACCAGAUGUUCUACUAGAACCAGACCGGAUGCCUGUGCUGGAGGCCUGACGCUCAACUAGAGCCAGACGUCCGUUACCAGAUGUUCAACCCCUCGCUUAGUAUGAUAUUGUCCAUUUUGGACCUAAGCCCUCACGGAUUUAUUCUUGGGUCGUUACCUCCAAAAGGCAUCAUACUAAGUGGGACUGGAUCAACUAUAUAUAUUAAACUUUAUUAUGUCUAAUAUCCGAUGUGGGACUUGGAUUGCUUUUUUAUUUAUUCUGACAAUCCUCCCCUCAAACCAAGGACCACGGAAAUUUGGCUCUAAUACCAAUCUGUGUGACAGACCAUAUGCACUCCUGGGCCAGAUGCUCUACUAGAGCCAGACCGGAUGCCCGUGCUGGAGGCCAGACGCUCAACUAGAGCCAGACAUCCGUCACCAGAUGUCCUACCCCUCGCUUAGUAUGAUAUUGUCCGCUUUGGUUCUAAGCCCUCACGGAUUUAUUCUUGGGUCGUUACUCCCAAAAGGCCUCAUACUAAGUGGUAUUGAACCAACUAUAUAUAUAUAUAUUAGACUUUAUUAUGUCUAAUAUCCGAUGUGGAAUUUAGAUUGCUUUUUUUUAUUUAAUCUGACACAUUUAACCUUGCAACGAAGCUUUCAAAAGAUUUUUGACUAUUAGAAAAAAAUAGAAAAAAAAAGCAAAUCAAAAGAAGUCCCUAUUAUUCACGAAUACAAUGUUUGACCACAGAAACACGUUUUAGAGUAUGAAAUGUUUGUGUAUAUAAACACAACAGAGAAAACUAGAAACAACCACAAACACAAACUUGAAAUCAGUUUUCACUUUGAUAACAUACAAAAACCAAUUCGUUUAUGAUUUAAAGCUUUUCAAAAAGGAUAUUAUUCAUAAUGAACGGAGCAUCAUCGUAGGCUGACCAGUGAGACAAUAGCGGCACCGCCGUCGUCAGAAGUGGUGGAGGUGGAACUGCGUCGAACUCAAACACGGCUAAGUACAAGGAGAAAUUUGGACAUGGACUAGACAAGACAAAAGCUGUGGCUUCUUCGGGUUUUAAGAAGCUCAAGACUGGCUCUGCCGUUGGUUUUCGUUGGGUCAAAGACAAGUAUCACAAAACAACAAACAAACACUAAACACUUUCAGUCUCCUUGUAUAUUUUAAAACUAUUCACAUGGUUUUCUUCUGAUCAAAAUAUUUUGUUUUAGCUUGUUUGAUUUGAAAGUUUUGAGUUAUGUGGUAGAUUGUAUGAAGUUUCCAGGAUUUGUUAUAUUCACUUUUUGAUUAAAUUGAUAUUUUUGUUUGUUCUUAUUAGAUGAUAUAUACAUCAUUGGUUUAUUAUUGUUUAUGAUUAAACCACCUGGUCAAGUUUCCUUUUGGUAACCAGUGUAUUUAAAGAAUCAUUAUAACAAACUUUACGGUUAAUUGAAUCAAAUUCAUUUCGUUCAAUAUGGUAUCAGAGUGAUUUCUCGAUCUUGAUUCAUCUCUCAUCAUGAGUCUCUCGGUCUCUUAGUUGUUGCUGCGAUUGAUCGAAGAUUUGCUUGUUUUCGAGCUGGAGAUCGUCUUCUUCGUUCACCUUUUCUUCGCGUUUCUUCUUUCUGUUGCUUGAAUUUCGAUCGAUUCUCGAUUUCUGUUUCGUUUCAUCGUCUUUCUCCGAAAUCGACUUCGUUUCUUCAUUCCCAUCCCAGAUUACAGCUACGAUGGCUGCGAAUCAAAUUCCUCAGCAACAUUUCUUGGAUCAGUACGAGAAUCCGUACUAUCUUCUGAUAGAGUUUAGAUACUCGAAACUCUAAGAACUCUUGUAAACUUCACUUGUAAUUCCAAUAGAAAUGAAUACAUCUUUGAGUAUGAAACAAACUAGACUCUCAAGGCGAAUCCAGCUUGAAUCAUCGUUCUCAUGGCGAACGAGAGAGAUAGACUCAUAGCGUCUAAACAAUCAACAUCAAAAGCAUAAAGAAACAGAAUGAACAACGAACUCAUAAUAAGAAGAAGAUGACUCCUAACGGAAAGACUCUUUCUCCAUCCGAAGGUUUCCUUAUUCAUUUACUUCCGAUCCAACGUCCUCUGCCGCGUCAUCCUUACUCUGUUCCGCAACUCUGUUAUUCUUCCUCCUCACGUAAGCUUUAUGAUACCUAUCAUCUUCACAGCUCCGAUCACGCUGGACUCGUCUUGGUCUCCGAUCGUCUCACAUCUGGCUCGGAGUUCCAUUCUUGGCGUCCUUCUGUUAGGAUAACAAGCUCGGAUUCAUCGCGAUGCUAGAUCUUGGUCCCGUUGCAAUGACCACAUGGUUGAUGAAUUCCGUUUCUAAGCAGAUAGGUCAGAGUCUUCUCUUUAUGUCGACUGCUGAAUCUAUUUGGAAGAAUAUUCUAUUUCGUUUUAAACAGGACGAUGCGCCGAGAGUGUGUGAGAUUGAACAACAACUCAGUCGCGUUUGCAGAAAGGUUCGAUGGAUGUCAGUGCAUACUAUACAGCUUUAGCCACGCUCUGGGAAGAGCACAAGAAUUAUGUUGACCUUCCAAUGCGGCUGUUCUUUGGGAACGUUUACAACAACGCAAUCGUGUGACUAAGUUCUUGAUGGGGCUUAAUGAAGCCUUUGAACCGACUCGUCGCCAUAUCCUUAUGUUGAAACCAAUCCCAUCUAUCGAAGAUGUGUUCAAUCUGGUGGCUCAGGAUGAAAGACAGAAGUCUAGCAAACCUAUAUCUACACCUACAAAACGCAGUUUUUCAGAGUUCUGGUCCUACUGACGCUCCUAUGAAUGAUACUUUACUUGAUCAUUCUGCUUUUGCAACAGCUCAUUCGCAAUCCGGUUAUCGUCCUAAACAGAGGCCUUUGUGCACCUACUGUAGCCAACUUGGACACAUCGUUACCAAGUGUUUCAAGUUACAUGGUUUCCCUCCAGGACACAGGAAUAACAAGACCUCUGCACGAGGAUCUGGUUUCACUCCACGAGGUCAACAGGGAUAUAACCAGCGACCAGCUCAAACCUCUCACCACCCUCUUUCACAGCAGUUUCAAAAGUCGAACGAUGUUGCUCAGAUAACUGCGAAUGCUGUUAAUCCUAAUCCGGUCCAAAUCCACAUGGAUCCUACUCAUCUUCAGCACCUCAAUCAUCCGCUGGUAUCAUCCCCUUUCCCUCUACUAGCCUUCGUUUUACACAUAAUAUCCUUACUUUCCAACAUCAAUGCUUAUCAUCUCUUUCAUCGACCCUACUAUCUAAUACCUGGAUCAUUGACAGUGGAGCUACUACACAUGUAUGCUCGGAUCUGUCCCUCUUUAGUAGUACCUCGACUGUGUCUGGUGUUACAGUCUCUCUCCCUAAUGAACUUAAUGAAACUAUCACUCAUAUAGGAACUGUGCAUAUUUCUUCUUCACUUGUCUUGCAUAAUGUGCUUCAUGUUCCUUCUUUCCGAUUCAACUUGAUAAGUGUGUGUAGCUUGCUUCGUGAUAGUAAUCUUUCUGCUCACUUUUAUCCUACAUUCUGUGUGUUACAGGAGUCUUCUCGUGACUUGAUGAUUGGUAGAGCUACUCUCUGCACAACCUUUAUGUUCUUGAGAAUGUUGAUUCAUCUUCUUUAGCUUUCCGUGGAUCCUUGCAAGUCGAUGGUAACGCCUUGGACACAUAUCUACUUCCAAGUUAAAGAUUCUCUCUGGUACUUUUUCUAUCUCUCUCUGCAACUAGUUUACAAAAGUCUGCUCACUGUCCUGUAUGUCCCUUAGCAAAACAAAAGAAAUUGUCGUUUGUGUCUAAUAAUAAAAUGUCGAGUUAUCCAUUUGAUUUGAUUCAUUUAGAUGUUUGGGGUCUUUUCUCUGUUGAAUCUAUUGAGGGUUACAAAUAUUUUUUAACAAUAGUUGAUGAUUGUACAAGGGUUACUUGGGUUUACAUGAUGAAAUACAAAAGUGAUGUUUUGACAAUUUUUCCUGCAUUUCUCAAGUUUGUUUUAACUCAAUAUAAUUCUACUGUAAAGGCUUAAGCAGAUGUAUGUUCGAAGGUAAUAGUUACAAUGUUGAUUCUUAAAAUUUUAUUACUCUUAGUUGUUUUAAUGAGUUGUUGCUUGUACUCACUUGUUUUAAGGAAUGGCAUCUGAGUUGUUGCUUUUAUUUACAUCUUUGAUAGUGUUUUUUUGUUUUGUUUUGCUGCAUUGAAAGUGUCAUUGAGAAUGGUUCUUGUGGAAUGGUUAGUCUUAUGUACUUAAUUGAUUUUGUAUUUUCUUACCCAUUGUUAUAACUUUACAAGGAUAUCAUAUCUGAUUUAAAUAGAUUCACACUCUCCAUAAAAUGUAUAUACUAGUUCAUGAUGCCAUUCGUUUAAUUCAUUGCUAGUCCAUGAUGCGUUAUGGUCACAGUUUUGAUGUGAUUAUUAUACAGGUCAAAGAGGCGGAGAUGAUGUCUUUAAGCAAACAGCAAAAGAUUGAACUUGAAGCUCAACUCGGAGAAGCUGAAGAUAUAGUAGGAGAACUAAGGAUGGAGCUGCGAGAGUCUCGCUACCAGCUCGAGAAAUUGACAAAUAGUCGUCAAAGCAACGAGGAGGAAAACAAGCUCAGUGAAGUAGUUUCUUUAGCGUGUGAGGACUCUAGUAACCACGAGAGAACGGUAGUGGCUAGUGGGAUCAAACCACAUUCGAGCGACAGAGAUAUGAGUAUCAACAGGUGUUCUUAUAAAGAGAAUAAAGAUCCUUGCCACCACACUCUUCCUUCCAUACUAACUAGACGCAGAGAAGCUGAAGCGUUAGAAAAAGGAGAUUGUCCUAAUGUGGAAGAGAAGGAGCUACUGACUACAUCUUUGUCGCCUUCAGAGAAAGAGUAUGUCCAGUUCACAGUCAGGAGAAAGCGUAAGAAGGAUGCAAGAAGCGGAAGCAUUAGCCCUGAAGGGAGAAGCUCCUCCUCGCAAGAAGACGAGAGCAGAAACAGAAGACAAAAGACUGGAGAGAAAGACAAUGUGUACUUGGACUCCUUCAACACUGAAUCAUCAUCUCGUGAUAGUCGUCGUGUUGCUCAGGUCGCUCGUCAGCUUUUACCAUUCGCAGAGAAGAAAAUGUCGCAGGAGAACCAAAGUGAUUAUGUUUCUUGAGUCGCAAGUAAUCUUGGAAGGUCCUAUUCUAUCAUCAGUUGCAUUUGAACUCUCUCUUGAGAGGAAAGAAUGGUUGAUUAGAGAAGUUAGAUGAAGUAGUAAGAUUGUUAACAUCAAUACACAUUGUCAGCUUAUAGACUAAUGAAAAAGGCUAAUUUUGAGUCGUUGAUUUAGAUUCCUUUAAGCAUUCGUUUUGCUCGGUUGCUUGGGGAGAACUUGAAGAAGCUUCCUCAAUAAACGAAACAUACUAAUGUUACAAUAAUGUGUACAGCUUUCACAAGAUGGUUGAUGAUUAGUAAAAAAAUAAAAUAAAGAAGCAAAUCAAAAGAAUUCAUUUUUGUUCACGAACACAAGGUUUGACCACAGAAACACGCUUUAGAGUAUGAAAUGUUUGUGUAUAUCAACACAACAGAGAAAUUGUGUAGCUUUUGUGGCUAAAUACAUUUUUUUUUUUUUGUAAUAUAUGGUCAAAACAUAACAAAUAUGUUGGAUUGUAAAUGUGGGGUCAAAGUAAACAAAUAUGUGAAUGUAAAUACGUCUUUUCGAAAUAAAUAAAUAUAUGGUAAAAAAGAAAAAAAUGUGAGAAACCAAAUAAAUCUGUCAUAAAUAAUUUUUCGGUCAAAAUGCUUUUAGGAUAAAAUUUUCAAAAGUAAUAAAUAUUAGAGUUAAACAUGCGCACUUGCACGGAUAUAUUUUUAUCUUUAAAAUUAAUAUAUAAAAUAUAAAAUAAUUUAUAAAGAUAUAUCUUAUAUAUUACUUUCAGUUUUGUAUGUAAUAUUAGUUUGAAAAUUUUAUAUUUAGUGAUGGAAUUUGUUUUGACGAAAUUGUACUAUUCAUAUAUUAUUAUCCACUUGUUUU
Messenger RNA from Brassica napus (rape), 9719 nucleotides. RefSeq lists its product as uncharacterized. Lineage: Eukaryota; Viridiplantae; Streptophyta; Magnoliopsida; Brassicales; Brassicaceae. The coding region runs from base 8118 to 8861 and encodes 247 amino acids. The record is from RefSeq and is a predicted model, not a curated record. The transcript has 3 exons.